Messenger RNA from Phytophthora sojae, 462 nucleotides. RefSeq lists its product as hypothetical. NCBI's taxonomy places the organism in Eukaryota, Oomycota, Peronosporomycetes, Peronosporales, Peronosporaceae. The record is from RefSeq and is a predicted model, not a curated record. The transcript has a single exon. Gene Ontology annotation, molecular function: nucleic acid binding. Bases 1 to 462 code for a protein of 153 amino acids.
AUGCAGGCUGCUUGUAAGUUGUAUGGCUUGCCUUACGCUGAAUCUGAUACAAGGGCGAUCAUGUGGGAAAAGUUGUCACGGCACAUUGCUGAGCACGUAGAGCCAGAGAUUGUGACUAUGGCGAAGAAGAAGGGCCACGAAGUAGUGUUCACGCCUCCACACUACUCUGAUUUACAGCCGAUUGAGUAUGUGUGGGCAAAUGUAAAGGGAGAAGUUGGGCGCCAGUACACCAAGGAUACUACAUUCCAACAGGCCAGAAGUGGGCUUGAUACAGCUUUCAAAACUUUGUCGUCGAAAACUGUUCAAGGCUGCAUUGACAAAGCAAGAGCCCACUUGGUGGAUCUGAAUGCUCAGAUCAAAAGUUAUGAUAGCCGCAGUGAAAACGAGGAUUCGGACAGCUCCGAGACGAAAGCAGUGCUAGUGAUGACUACACUAGCUAAUAUUUUAGAUAGCCAUAAGUAA